AAAAAAUGUUUACUAACACAUUAGUUAUUUAUUCAACAUAACGCUAGUGUCAUAACACAUAUAUGUGUUAUAAGAGUGUAACCUGCAGGAAGAAAAUGAUUUAACGAGUUCUGAAACACGGGGUGUUGCAAUCACCACACGGAUACAUUUGAUUAACUCGUUGAUGUGCUUCAAAACAAAGAUAAAGUGUGUGCUGCGAUGUGAGUUAUUAAACACAUACGCGUGUUUAAGACAACCCCGGCUCAAAAAUCGAGAGACGUGUUAUCAAACUUGCCUUCAGCGUGCCGAUCAGUAACAUUACACGUAUUAUGCUAGUAAACCAUUACACGCAGCUAAGUUACUGCAACAAUGUCGCCAUUUUGUGCGGAUCGCGCGCGCGACUCCGCCGCAUUCAUCUGAGGCCUGUUUGCGAAGUGGUGUCUCAAAUGUGAACGAUGAAGACGCUCGUGACACACGAAGGGGUGUCCCGGGUGAUAGAGCACGACUCCGUGAAAGAUCUCCGGUCGAAGAUACGGACUUUCUUCGGACUCUUACAGGAUGAAUGUAAGCUGGAGAUAUACGAUGAAGAGUGGUCGUGUUGGACCUGGCUGGAGGAUAAAGACAAGAUUACUAUCUCUCGUCCCCGCGUGAGGACCCUUUCAUCAGUCGUCAUUCUGGACAGCAACCACAACUCCCUGGUCAGUUUGCAGGACAAUUCAGUGGAAGUGAAGUCGUCCACCGGCACAGAGGCAACAGUUGGCGUAGCGCAAGUGGAACACGAGACAGCGUCUGCAGAGUCCACGGUUGUCGGAUCAAAAGAGAACGCCGGCUCAGUACUUCAGACAGCAGAGCAAAGCCAGAGCCAGACAGCAGAGCCAUCGACCUCACAGGGCGUGACACUGGACAGUGCCGUCAUCGCCAAACCCACUUCGCCUGCAUUGUCUAGAAAGGACACUGUGCCGGUGGGUCCCUUCGACGACAGCCAGUUGCGACCGGCGCUGCGGGCGAAACUGCGAAGCAACGAGAAGCAGCCACUUACUCGGACCGAGUGGAGUGAGUUGACAGGAGUGAUCGUCAACCACGAAAAGCUCACAAACGGAUCUCUCACCAUGACCCAUAACCGCUAUAUGGAUCUAGCGGACCGGGCGCUCGAGCAGUGGCCAGCUCUGCUGCACGGCUUGACUUCAAGGCAGGCACUGGAGCAAGUAAAAAACAAGAUUCAAUGGCGUGUGAGGAACUAUAAACGACCGGACCCGGGUGUCAUGGGAUCAUUCAAGCGGCCGGCCCAGGCGACAGCGGCGAAGAAGGCGAAGAAGUCCAGACGCUACGAAAACUUCGAGGGAUAUCAAGACUACCUCCCGCCGGAACCAGAGGAGGACAUGCAAGUUCACAGGAAUCGGCUAAGGCAAGAGGGACUAACCGAGGAAGAGCGGGAAGCGCUGCGAGACUUGACAUUCGCGGACCGCCGUCGACACGCCGUGGCUCUCUCGACGCCAAUGAAGAAGUUCCUGCACAUGUACCCCAUGAUGAAGAAUCACCAAGAGAUCUGGUACGAGCUGGAGAGGAUCAGCGGCGGACAGGGUUCCCGUCUUCAGGAAUACCGGAAGCGAUUGUGCGACUUCCUCACCGCUGUGCAGAUGCACACUGAGUGCGAAGAUGAUGACAAGGUGGAUUCGCUACUGGAAUAUCUCCUGGUGGACCCAGAGGAGAUAUUCGGGUCCGCUGGCAGCCAAACGAUGCCGCACUUCGAGGAGAGCCCGAAUGGUUCUCUGACACUGGUUGUCGAGCGCCAGCGGGUGGUCGAGGACGUGGAAAUGACGCGCAGCGAUGCCCUUCUGCUGUGGGCGGCGUCCUUCCCAGUGUAUAACCAAAAGCCGCCCACAAAAACCGCAAAAAAUGCACUCGCAUUCCUGUCUGAGCAGGUUUUUGAGAAGGCCCGGGGCAGCGUGGUGGUUGGAAACCGCGCCCUGAAGCGUAUUCAGCAGAUCAAACAACUGACUGAAUAAGCCCCUCACACACACACACA
Molecule: messenger RNA, 2005 nt
Organism: Amphibalanus amphitrite
Lineage: Eukaryota; Metazoa; Arthropoda; Thecostraca; Balanomorpha; Balanidae
Exons: 10
Coding region: 435-1985 (516 amino acids)
Source: RefSeq, a predicted model, not a curated record